AUGGUAUUAAAAAAUCUUGUUCGGUAUAUUAUUAAUAAGUAUUUAAAAGAAUAUAUUGAAGAAUUAGAUUAUGCAAAAGUAACACUUGAUCUUAAAAAUGGACAUGUUUCUCUGGAAAAACUUCAUUUAAAACCUGAAGCUCUCACCGAUCUUAGUCUUCCUGUAACUGUAGCUACUGGUCUUAUUGACAAAUUGACACUUGUAAUACCAUGGAAAAAUUUAUAUAGCAUGCCAACAAAAGUUCACAUCAAUGGAUUUUAUAUGUUGAUUGUACCAAAAAAUGAAGUUCGCCGAGAUUUAACUGAAUAUUAUGAUGAAAAAAUGCAACGUGUUCAACGAAAAGUUGAUAAUUUACGAAAAGCAGCAUCCUGUAAUAAAAAACUUGAUGAAAAGGACACCACAUUUCUUGAAAGAAUGCGAUUGCAAAUAAUGCAAAAUCUUGAAAUAACUGUUGAAAAUCUUCAUAUCAGCUAUGAAACAAUAUCAACAACAAAACUAGGACAUCCGUUUUCGUUUGGAAUUACUCUACAUCAUCUUGAAAUGACUACAACAACCAAUCGUCAACCUAUCGGAAGAACUAAAGAGAAUUCUCUGGUCAUUUUUAAGAUGAAACAAAUAAAUUCACUUUCACUCUAUUGGAAUACUCAAUGUAAAUCAAGAAUUGAUAUGUCAUUUGAUGAUGUUGUGGAGGAUUUAAAAUGUAAAAUAGCUACAAAUAAUUAUAUACCAAACAUUGACGAGAUGAACUACAUUCUCUAUCCCAUAAAUCUUUCCAUUGAUUUAAUUAUGACAUUACAACCGGGAGAAUAUAAUUUCGAACGUCCAGCAUAUGAUGUUGAUGUUCAUAUUGAAAAAUUAAGUCUUAAUAUUAAUCCAAAGCAAUUUUCUGAUUUACUUGAUUUUAUUAAAUUUCAAAAUUAUAGUAAAAUUUACGAUCGUUGUCGAGAAUAUCGUGAAUUCCAACAAACACUAAAUACUACGAAAUUAACAUUAGAACAAGAAGAACGUUUAAAAUAUCUCGAAUUAAAAUUGGAUGUAUUCAAUCUAGCUUAUAUUCAAUAUAGUGCUGAGAUGGAAGCAAAUCCUAAUCUAAUACCUAAAGAAGUUAGCCAUCAACAUAAUCAUCAUCGGCAUCACAAUUACAACCAUUACCAUCAUCAUCACUAUCAUCGACGUCAUUCAAUAAAAACUAAUCGAUUAGCGACUUCUCCGGUUACUACUGUCAACAACCAUAAAUGGUGGAAUUCUUGGUGGAAAACAACAAAAGCUCAUUCGAAAGAAGUAGAUCACCGAAAGUCAUCAACAUCGAGUUCUACAACAACUGGUGGAGACUUUUUUUCUGAUGAUUCGCCCAAUAUGAAUUUUGAAAUUAAAGUAAAAAAUCUGGCAUUAAAUUUAUCGUUACCAAAGACGAAUAACAACUCGAAAAUGGUUCAGUCGCUAGAAAAUGAAACUCUUUGCCCAAUUGAAAUUAUUGAUGCUCGAAUAGAUUUCAAACGUCGAGCUAUUUCAUCAAAUAUAUUAUUUAAAGUUGAUCUUCAAUCGUUUUCAUUAUUUGGUAUGCAAACUGAUAAUAACCACCGGCCACCGUUAGUAAUGGCCGCUUCCGUAUCAUCGCUUCCAUUGAUACACAUCGAAUUGGAAUUAUCUGCAAUUGAUAAAAAAUCUGAUUAUCGUCUUUUUCUAGUUCUCGAACCAAUAAAAAUUACUUAUGACGCUCCAACAAUCAAUAAAAUUGUUGAAUGUUUCGAUCCAAAUAAUGACAAACUUUCGUCAACAUUACCCGAAAUCAAACGAAGAACAACAGAAGAAAUGGAACAAGAUUUUAGCGGUGAAAAAAUCUUCGAUAUGACCAUACAAUUAAAAGGAAUUUCGCUAAUUCUACCAGAAAAUGGUAUACUACAAAAACAAUCUAAUGUGGCUCACAUCGAUUUGGAUAGUUUAGUUUUAAAAUCAUGUUUAGAUAAUGACAAAGAUGAUGCUAAUUCAGUAUUCAAGGAAGAAGCACAGCAAUUACGAUUCUAUAGAAAAUACAAAUUGAGAUUACACAAUCUGCAGAUUAUUUACUCGCAAUCAGAUAGUGUACAAUUCCAUAUAUUACGAAAAAUGUCAUGGCUAGAUAUCAAUUUUUACAAAUGUAUCUAUUCCGAUGAUGCCUAUUUAACAGACUGGCGUAUUUCCAUAAGAACUGUAAAAAUGACUCAGAUUGAAUUAUCAAAAGCAAUUCUAAUUCAAUUGAUACAUCAUUUAAAAUCAGUUCCAUUACUUUCGUCAAACAUGAUGGAAACAUUGCUUCGAAUCAACCUUUAUUUUAUCAUUUUUCCACCUUAUACUACCUUCGAAAUUGAUAUUCUCGUUGAAAAAUGUUAUCUUCUACUUGCACAACAUCAUGCAUCGAUUAACACAGACAUUCAUUGUCAUAUAUUGAAAUUAAGAGAUAACAAUAACAACGAAAAAGAUAUUACAAUUUCAUUGAAUAAUUUAUCAAUGUCGCAUCAAAAUAAUUCCGAAAUAAAACAACAUUCAUCAUGGCGAUUCUAUCAAAAUCCAUGUAUCGAACUAAGUUAUAACAAUGAUCUGAGUAAUAAUUUGUGA
Rotaria socialis is the source of this 2595-nucleotide messenger RNA. The record is from the annotation of a GenBank genome assembly. NCBI's taxonomy places the organism in Eukaryota, Metazoa, Rotifera, Eurotatoria, Philodinida, Philodinidae.